GCAUCAGCGACAUCAGCGUCAUCGUCGCACAAGAAAACGUCAAAUCACCGAUCAAAUAAUAUUCGGGCGUCAAAUUAUCAAAACAAAACUGAACGUGGUAUAUCAAGUUAACUCGUUUUAUAAACAGAAAGUUUACUAAAUCAAAAUGCCUAAACCCACAAAAUUGCAUACAAAAGGGAAACCAACAUCUCUGCAAAAGCCUUUUAAAGUGGAGAAGGACACGGCGGAAGGCGAUCCCGACGAAUCUAUCAGACAAUUUCAACUGGAACUGUGCUGGUGCGUUCAACAGCUAGAGAAAACAUUAAGCCAGAAGAAAGGAAAUGAAAAGCAGUUGCAAGAAGCAUGGAAGGUACUCACAGUACUGAAGAACAACAAUCAACCACUUGUACGUAAGAGGCAGUUAAUGCGAACUCAUUUCGGAGACUACAGAGCUAAAAUGGCCGCCGAAGAAAAGAAAUUAGCAAAAAUGGCCAGUAAAAUCAAGAUAUCAGAUGUUCCUGACAAACCCAAAGCAACAUUCUUGAGGAAAUCUGCAUUUUUAACAACAGGUGAUGAAUCUUUCCGAUUCAACUUCAAUUUAGCUCCUGAACAAGUAGACAGUUCUAAUUGCAAUAGUGUUGCAAACAAUGAAAACACUGAUGUGUCAAAGGAAACUAUUAACAACAGCAGCACUAAAGCUGAUGAGGUUGCUAGCAGAAAAAUUGUUAGUGAAGAUAAUUCUAAGAACUUUAAAUUUUCAUUCUCAAACUCCAAUUUUAAGUUUAAUUUUAAUGUAGAUAAUUCUUAGGUUGUACUUUAUGUGUAAAUGUGAUUCAUGUACUAUAUAACCAUGAUUAAUUAUAUAAGUGCAUAAUUUUGA
Trichoplusia ni (cabbage looper) is the source of this 859-nucleotide messenger RNA. RefSeq names its product UPF0488 protein CG14286. NCBI's taxonomy places the organism in Eukaryota, Metazoa, Arthropoda, Insecta, Lepidoptera, Noctuidae. The coding region runs from base 146 to 787 and encodes 213 amino acids. The transcript is spliced from 3 exons. The record is from RefSeq and is a predicted model, not a curated record.